ACCGGUAUCUGCUUACGCGCUCUUCUUCCGGGACACCCAAGCGGCGAUCAAAGGUAAAAAUCCAAAUGCUAGUUUCGGCGAAGUGUCCAAGAUCGUGGCGUCCAUGUGGGAUUCGUUGGACGCGGAUCACAAAAAUCUCGUUUGCUCWCAGACAUUUUCUCUUAUUAUUUAUAUCAGCAAAGGGAAACAUUUUAAAGAGAAGAAAAGCACUCUCCGCGUCCUGCCGCUGUUCUGUUUCGUUUUUCACAGCUACACAAUCUCUAUACGAAUGAAAAAUAGUAAUCCAUUUUUAGGAGUGCCCUCAGUCAGUUCGAACACAUUAAUAAAACCAAAUACUGAAAAGAGAAAAACAGACAGAGACGAAAAAGACUGUGGUGGUGUAGAAAUGAGG
Molecule: messenger RNA, 391 nt
Organism: Diuraphis noxia (Russian wheat aphid)
Lineage: Eukaryota; Metazoa; Arthropoda; Insecta; Hemiptera; Aphididae
Biological process (GO): regulation of transcription by RNA polymerase II
Cellular component (GO): nucleus
Molecular function (GO): chromatin DNA binding
Source: RefSeq, a predicted model, not a curated record